CCCAGGUAACCCCGGGCCCCGCGGAGGAGCCGGGACAGUCGCCCAGACCCGGGGGAUGGAGGAGGUGCGGGACGCACACGCGCUCGGGGGCGGGAUGGAGGCCGAGGAGCCCGCGAGCCCCCAGGAGCCCCCGUCGCCGCCCCCACCGCCGUCGCCGCCGUCGCCCGCGGCCCCCGGGCUUCCCCCGGCCGAGCCGCCGACCGAGGCGUUCGCCCGGCAGCUGCUGCUGCAGGAGUGGGGGUCGCUGGGCGGGAGACUGGAGCUGCCCCCGCGCCUCACCUGGAAGCUGCUCUUCCUGCGGCGGCCGCUCUACCGCAACCUGCUGCGCUCGCCCAACCCCGAAGGCAUCAACAUUUAUGAACCAGCACCCUCUACUGGUCCCACCCAGCAGCCCCUGGAGACUCUGGGCAACUUCCGCGGGUGGUCCAUCAGGACUGAGCGGCUCCAGCAGAACCUUAGCUGGACGGUGAAGCAGCAGUGUGUGGAUCUCCUGGCCCAGGGCCUGUGGGAGGAGCUGCUUGAUGACGAGCAGCCAGACAUCACCGUCAUGGACUGGUACGAGGACAGCCGGCUGGACGUGUGUGUCUAUGAGCUGCACGUCUGGCUGCUGGCAGCUGACCGCCGCACGGUCAUCGCGCAGCACCACGUGGCCCCCCGGACCUCUGGGAGGGGCCCCCCUGGCCGCUGGGUCCAGGUGUCCCACGUAUUCCGCCAGUACGGCCCCGGCGUGCGCUUCGUCCACUUCUUGCACAAGACCAAGAACCGGAUGGAGCCUGGCGGGCUGCGGCGGACCAGGGUGACCGACUCCUCUGUGUCUGUGCAGCUCAAGGAGUGACUGGCUGACGCC
Molecule: messenger RNA, 847 nt
Organism: Ceratotherium simum simum (southern white rhinoceros)
Lineage: Eukaryota; Metazoa; Chordata; Mammalia; Perissodactyla; Rhinocerotidae
Gene: NCCRP1
Product: NCCRP1, F-box associated domain containing
Biological process (GO): SCF-dependent proteasomal ubiquitin-dependent protein catabolic process; ERAD pathway; glycoprotein catabolic process
Cellular component (GO): SCF ubiquitin ligase complex; cytoplasm
Molecular function (GO): ubiquitin protein ligase activity
Source: RefSeq, a predicted model, not a curated record